Molecule: messenger RNA, 1380 nt
Organism: Chanos chanos (milkfish)
Lineage: Eukaryota; Metazoa; Chordata; Actinopteri; Gonorynchiformes; Chanidae
Gene: nudc
Product: nudC nuclear distribution protein
Exons: 9
Coding region: 63-1073 (336 amino acids)
Biological process (GO): protein folding
Cellular component (GO): cytoplasm
Source: RefSeq, a predicted model, not a curated record
UGGUCUCUCUGGUAGCGGUUUCUAAUAUUGUUUUGUUGUUAAAGCACCAAUAGACAACCAAAAUGGGUAGUGAUGAAGAGGAGAAGUACGAUGGAAUGCUGCUAGUUAUGGCUCAACAGCAUGAAGGCGGGGUGCAAGAGUUAGUAAACACAUUCUUCAGUUUUCUCCGGCGUAAAACAGACUUUUUCACGGGAGGAGAACCUGGAGCACCUGAGAAGUUGGUGAAGGAGGCCUUUGCGCAUCACAGUCAGCUAGCCCUGAAAGUCCAUAAAGAGAAACAAACCAGACUAGAGAAAGAGAAGCGAGAAAAAGCUGAGAGAGCCGCAAAGCUCGCUGAGGAAGAGGAGAAGAGGAGGAGGAAGACGGAUGACGAGCCUAAAAUCAAAGAGCUGACAGAUGAAGAAGCAGAAAGACUUCAGUCUGAAAUAGAACAGAAGAAACAAGAGGAGAAACAACAGAAAGAAGCUGUCAAUAAGUCGGCCACUCCGGCAGAUAAAGGAGACAAAGGGUCUGAUUCAGAAGGAGAGGAAGAUGAGAAAGACAAAGGCAAAAUGAAACCCAACUCUGGGAAUGGUGCAGACCUGCCUGACUACAGGUGGACACAGACCUUAUCUGAAGUGGAUCUUGUCGUGCCUUUUGAUGUGAAGUUUCGUCUGAAGGGGAAAGAUGUGGUGGUGGAUGUCCAGAGGCGUUCUCUGAAGGUGGGGCUAAAGGGGCACCCCCCCGUGAUUGACGGACAGCUGUUCAAUGAGGUGAAAGUGGAGGAGAGCUCCUGGCUCAUCGAGGACGGCAAGGUAGUCACCAUCCACCUGGAGAAGAUAAACAAAAUGGAAUGGUGGAAUAAGCUGGUGAGCACAGACCCUGAGAUCAACACCAAGAAAAUCUGCCCAGAGAACUCAAAGCUGUCCGACCUGGACGGAGAAACCCGCAGCAUGGUGGAGAAGAUGAUGUACGACCAGAGACAGAAGUCCAUGGGCUUGCCCACGUCCGAGGAACAGAAGAAGCAGGACAUCCUGAAAAAGUUCAUGGAGCAGCAUCCUGAGAUGGACUUCUCUAAAGCCAAGUUCAGCUGAGAGCAGACGCCCCCCCCACCCCCAACGCGCCUUGACCGACUGAAAGCCACUCUUCAGACUGGGGACACCCUGAGGCUGCUUGAUGCUUGUAGUGGAGCUUAUAUCCCUGUUUCAUUUCAUGUUUCUGUUCCGUUUUCUCCCUUCCUUUCUUCUGUCAUGUGGUGACAAUAUAGUGAAUUUUCUUUUUUUUUUUUUUUUACCCAUUAUCACUGUAAGAGCUGUUCUGAAUGCUAAAGAGCUGUUUGAGAGCUGUUCUGAAUGCUGGUGUGUUCCAACAAUUUAAAACCAGCUGGAUUUAUCGUUGCUU